This is a messenger RNA of Delphinapterus leucas (beluga whale), 3410 nucleotides long. The record is from RefSeq and is a predicted model, not a curated record. NCBI's taxonomy places the organism in Eukaryota, Metazoa, Chordata, Mammalia, Artiodactyla, Monodontidae.
GCGUGGGGACCGCGGGCGAAGCAGCGUCCCUCCUGGGUUGGGCAGAUUCUCCCGAGAAGACCAUUUGAACCCACCUGCCUGUGGAGGAUGCCUGCCUUCUGGAAGUCCAGUGUGUAGGUGAACCACUGAGUUCUUCAUUAUGUCUGAUGGAGACUAUGAUUACCUCAUCAAGUUUUUAGCUCUGGGAGACUCUGGAGUAGGGAAGACCAGUGUACUUUACCAGUACACAGAUGGUAAAUUUAACUCCAAAUUUAUCACGACAGUCGGCAUUGAUUUCAGGGAAAAGAGAGUGGUGUACAGAGCCAAUGGACCAGAUGGAGCCAUUGGCAGAGGCCAGAGAAUCCACCUGCAGUUAUGGGACACAGCAGGGCAGGAGAGGUUCCGCAGCUUGACAACCGCAUUCUUCAGAGAUGCUAUGGGGUUUCUUCUGCUUUUUGAUCUGACAAAUGAGCAAAGUUUCCUCAGUGUCAGAAACUGGAUAAGCCAGCUACAAAUGCAUGCAUAUUGUGAAAACCCAGAUAUAGUGUUAUGUGGAAAUAAGAGUGAUCUGGAAGACCAAAGAGUAGUAAAAGAGGAAGAAGCCAGAGGACUUGCGGAGAAGUAUGGCCCACAGGGCAGGCAGUCAGAGGGGAAGAUGGAUUUGAAGUGGCGGAGAGCCAGAACCAGCUGGGACCCGUAAUGAUGGACUGAAACUUGUAUCAGUUCUUAUGGCUUCUGACCUGGAUGGUGUGGGUGUCCUACAGAAGCCAAGACCCUUUGCCACAGAGCUAAACACACACACCUGGCGCAGGAGUUGGAGAAGCUGAAGGAGGAUCGAGGGGAAGGUGGAAAGGGGGCAGGUCUGGUCACUGGUCUGUGCCAACGAGAUGAGCUAGUGGAGAAGCGUCGAUGUAUGAGCAGAAUGGCUGCUCCUUCACUUCCGCCCUCUGCAUCCCCCCCGCUGCAUCUCUCUGUGGUCCACCCUGACUGGGAAGGGAAUUCUGGGAAGUGUUGUUCAAUCUAGCCAAGCUGACAGAUUGCAAAGCCACCACAGGUAGGGAGUGGGGGCCGGACACUGGUAUCUUUUAAAAGCUCUCCAUGUGAUUUUUGUGAGCAGAGGUUGAGAACCUCUGACGGAGGUGAUUCUGAAAUGGAGGCUGACAGAGCCCUGCAGGCAAUUCUGAUCACCUGAUAUGUCCCCUCCUCUCAUGAGAUGCACUUUGUGUAAAGUAGUGGAAGGAAAGAGGGAGGGAUCAAAUAUCAUGGAGGAUUCUGAAGUGUUGAAGCUGGGCGCUGUGUUGCAAGGGGGUGAGGAGGAAGUAAGUGAUGAAGCAACGGAAACUGUGGACCAUGCUUUUGAGAAGUGUGUUUGCAAAGACCAAAAAAAAAAAAAAAAAAAAAAUAGGGCAGCUAGGGGAGUUAGCUGGAUCAAACAAGCACAUUCUCAAGCUUUGUUGGGGAGUCUGGAUUGAUUUCUUACCCCUCUGGCCUUCUUCAGCCCUUUGCUUGUUUCCUCUGGGCAGGUUCUUAGGAUUCCAUCUCCUGCCUGGUAUGAAAGAGCCUGGCGUUGCUUUCUGACUAUAUGGGGGAUCUGGGGAUAACAGGGAUUGUCUUCCCUCUGUGCCCAGGUUGGAAGAUCUGGGGAGUAUUUCAUAAGAGGGACUCAAUGUAAAGUUUCUGAGCUGAGUUAAAAUAAGGAGAGGAGAGAUUAGCAGAUAAGAUAAUUGAAAUUAUUGAAGAAUGGAAAGGGGUGGAAACGGACAUCCCUCAGGAUUUAGGAAGCAUAAAAUAGAGUUCUGUAGGCUGUUUGGCAGUUUAAGAGGAAGGUGUAAAGGGGAAAUUUGGUUCACAUGCAUUUCACAAAUUUGAACAUAUAAGUUUAAUGAUUAUUUUCACAGACAUCUUCUUUUCAUUUUUAAUAAUCGUAAUAUUUUCAUUGGUUGCACAUGCACUAGAGGACUAUGUUGGUUAGUCCAUCUAUGUGCUAACACUCAGAAAACAGUAGUUUACAGCAUAUCUUCAUAUCUUUUGUAUGUUGUCUGAUAAAUUUGCAUUUUUUGUUACUAUCGUAUUGCCUUCUCUCCUCAGUUCAUAAAAAUGGGUCAUUGGUUCACAGGUGGUUCUCUGAAAUGUACGUGCAUUUGGAGAGUGAAAGACUAUGUCUCAGAAAAACUUUGCAAACCUAAUAAAAACAUGUUACAGUGCAAAUAUGGAACAUAAAUCUGUGUCUGCUGGGACAAGGAAAUCUGAGAAUGCGGGCUUCAUGCAGCAGCCCAAAGUAGAAAGGGUGAAUUGGAUGCAUGAUGAUGAAUAUUCAAAAAAUUAUUUUUAGUAGACUAAGAAUCCCUUCACCCCUAAUUACCUUUUUUUUUUUUUUGCUAUAAAACGUGGUUAAAUUGUAAUGUGAAGCUCUUAGGUCACUUCCUAACACAACAAAGCGAUGUGCCCUGUAAAGCAGCCACGUUUUUUAGAACAACUACAAAAUAAUGCUUUCUAGUAUGUAAUAUUGAAUAAUAUUGUCAAUGAAAUCGGAGAAGAGAGCAAAACAGAGGGUUAUUCAAAUUUCUACUUCUGCCAGUCAAAACUAUUAUAGUUCACACUGUUGCUGAAAUACUUUUAAAAAUAGCUACAAAGUCAGUGACAAAUAUAUUAAAAGAGAAAGCAGAAUGCAACAUUGACAACAUUCGUCUUUUAGAUGAUACUGUUGGAUCUCAGACUUUAGUGUGCUCCAGCUUCACCUGAACGCUGUCCCACUGAGUUUCUCAUUUAGUAGGUCUGGGAUGAAGCCCCACAUUUUACAUUUCUAGCUGAUUCCUAGAUGCUGCUGCUGUUAGUGAUUGAGGAUAACACUUUGAGAACCACCUGUGUAGAUGUCAAGUUACUAUGAGCUGUGCAUGCUGGCAGAUAUUUUCCUUGACAGCAGAGCUGGACAAGAUCAUUAUGCACAGAAUAUGAAGCAGGUGUCUACUUGUGCCAUGCUUGGAGAAGGGAAAUGCGCUCAAUGACUUAACAUCAGAAAAUCCAUGCUAAAUGCAGGAGGAUUUUUUUCUCUUGCACAGUUAAUGACAUCAGCUUUGAUACAGACUGGGCAGGGACACUGGGAUUGGUACCAAAGGAGCACCAGCCACAACUGGGUAGGAAAGGACUUUAUUGUGAGUGGAAAUGGUUGCAUCUAAGCAUCCUUCUACCCUCUUUAUUCACAGAAGAUAGUUGGGGGUCAAUAUAAGCCUUUUGUUUUUGAUUCAGGGUCGAGGGAAAUAGAGAUUAUGAAUAUGAUGAAAGUAUGAUAAUUGAAAGUAUGUAUUUCACAUGUGCUGUGCAAAGAAAGAGUCAGCAAAUUUUUUUAAAAUGAGAUAUAAUUGAUAUAUAACAUUGUAUUAGUUUUAGGUAUACAACUUAAUGAUUUGAUUUAUGUAUAUAUUGUGAUAUGA